AUGAAAAUCCUUUUGGCUAAAUUGCCGAGGCCGUGGAUUGUGGAUGAGAAAAAAGAUGAUGGAUACACUGCACUUCACUUAGCUGCCUUGAACAAUCACGUCGAAGUGGCCGAACAGCUGGUCCUGAACGGAAAGGCCAAUAUGGACCUUCAGAAUGUUAAUUUGCAAACAGCGCUUCAUCUGGCAGUUGAGAGACAACACACUCAAAUAGUGAGACUGCUUGUAAGGGAAGGUGCUAAUCUGAAUAUAGCCGACAAAGACGGAGACACUCCUCUGCACGAGGCGUUACGUCACCACACUCUUUCGCAACUCCGUCAACUUCAAGAUGUACAAGAUGUCGGGAAACUUCUUAUGGGAUUAGGGACGCAGGGCUCCGACAAAAAGUCCUCUGCGAGUAUAGCUUGUUUCUUGGCAGGUAACGGAGCUGAUCUCACGAUCAAAAACAAAAAGGGACAAACUCCUCUGGACCUCUGUCCCGAUCCUAACCUAUGCAAGACGCUAACAAAAUGCCACAAGGAAAAACAGAGCGGCGAAAUGGACAUGGGAUCGCAUCAAAAUACUCAAAAUGUUAAUGUGAAUUCCACCUUAGAGGAAUGUCUCGUGUGUUCGGACGCUAAAAGGGAUAUGUUGUUCCAGCCCUGCAAUCACGUAACUUGCUGUUCCGGCUGUGCACCGCGUGUCAAGAAAUGUUUAAUCUGCAGAGAAUCUGUGGUUAAUAGAAUUAAGAUUGAAGAAUGUCUGGUCUGCUCAGAUAAGAAAUCUUCAGUACUCUUCAAACCAUGUGGCCACAUGUGUGCCUGCGAAAGCUGCUCCCAAAUUAUGAAGAAAUGUGUGACAUGCCGAUCACAAAUUGAGCAAAUGGUACCGAUUGCGGUGUGCGCAGGAGGUUUAGGUACUAUUUCGGAGGUCGAAGCUGACAUAGAAGAAGAAAUUGAAAAACCAUCGACUAGCGAACCACCAGCAGUCAUUCAAGGACCAAUUAUGAAUAACGGUGGCAGGGAUACUGUUAACUCCAAUGAUAUACAGAAAUUACAGCAGCAGUUGCAAGAUAUUAAAGAACAGACUAUGUGCCCGGUGUGUCUUGAUAGACUGAAGAACAUGAUAUUCCUUUGCGGACAUGGAUUAUGUCAAAUGUGUAGCGAUCAAAUGACCGAAUGUCCAAUUUGUAGGAAAGCUGUUGAAAAAAGAAUAUUGUUGUACUGA
This is a messenger RNA of Psylliodes chrysocephalus, 1203 nucleotides long. NCBI's taxonomy places the organism in Eukaryota, Metazoa, Arthropoda, Insecta, Coleoptera, Chrysomelidae. The record is from the annotation of a GenBank genome assembly.